CUUCUCCCCGAGGGCGGCCUCGUGCGCCCGUGCCCGGCCCGCUCCUCGUGCGCCGUGUGGCCCCGCGCGCCCUCGCUCGAGACAUGGCGGCGCUCCGCGCGCACGCCCUCCCGCACGCCGGGCCGGGGCCGCGCCGCCAGGGGCCGGGCUCCGGCGACGCGGGCGCGCCCCACGGCGACCUCGGGCGGCGGGUGCCGCUGCGGCCCCGCGGCAUGCUGACCGCGGGCAGGCCUCCGCCGGCGCCGCCCGCGCGAGCGGGCGGGGCCGUCGCGGCGGCGGAGCACGGCGUCGCGGGCGCGUGGGCCCGCGGCGCGAGCCAGGGGGCCGACGUCGAGGAGCUGCUGCGCAUGAGGAGGCUGCUGGCGGAGAAGCUGGGCGCCGCAGGGGGUCUGGGCGAGAGGCCGAUCAGGGGAGGAGCAGGUCGCGCGCAGGGGGAGCCCGCGACCGAGCCGCGGCCGCCCAGGGUGUCGCAGCGCCCGCCGAGCAGCAUCGUGGAGGCCUCGGGGUGCAGCAGGGGGGCCUCGUCGUCUGGUUCAGCGAGCUCGUCGCCCCAGGAGUCCCCGAGGCGCGUGGCCAGGGCGCUGCUGAGGGACGGCCUGGCGUACGUGGUGCGGUAGCCCUGGCUCGCGGCCUGUUUAACGACGCAAGCCCGUGCAAUGCCUUCGCGCCGUUCUCUCUCCACAUGCUCUCUCCUUCUCUCUCUGUCUCUCUCCCUCUUUCUCUCUCUCUCUCUCUCGUUCUCUCUCAAUCUCUCUGUCUCUCGCUCCCUGUCUCUCUCUC
Prorocentrum cordatum is the source of this 780-nucleotide messenger RNA. The record is from the annotation of a GenBank genome assembly. NCBI's taxonomy places the organism in Eukaryota, Dinophyceae, Prorocentrales, Prorocentraceae.